AGGCGGGGCAACCUUCCCAAGCAGGUGACGGAUCUUCUUCGAUCGUGGUUUCAUGAACAUCUUUCCCACCCCUACCCAAGCGAGGAAGAAAAGCAAGAACUCAUGCAGAGGACAGGCCUAACGAUGAGCCAGGUGAGCAACUGGUUUAUCAAUGCUCGGCGCCGCCAAUUA
Molecule: messenger RNA, 171 nt
Organism: Xylona heveae TC161
Lineage: Eukaryota; Fungi; Ascomycota; Xylonomycetes; Xylonales; Xylonaceae
Product: Homeodomain-like protein
Exons: 2
Biological process (GO): regulation of transcription by RNA polymerase II
Molecular function (GO): DNA-binding transcription factor activity, RNA polymerase II-specific; RNA polymerase II cis-regulatory region sequence-specific DNA binding
Source: RefSeq, a predicted model, not a curated record